Molecule: messenger RNA, 4245 nt
Organism: Wyeomyia smithii (pitcher-plant mosquito)
Lineage: Eukaryota; Metazoa; Arthropoda; Insecta; Diptera; Culicidae
Gene: Pfas
Product: phosphoribosylformylglycinamidine synthase
Exons: 2
Coding region: 130-4170 (1346 amino acids)
Biological process (GO): 'de novo' IMP biosynthetic process
Molecular function (GO): phosphoribosylformylglycinamidine synthase activity
Source: RefSeq, a predicted model, not a curated record
AUCCAGUUGACGAUAAGCCGCAUGCUGUUUUUUGAUUGACUAUUAUACCGAGAGUAAUCAAUUAGAUUAGACAGUUGAUUUCGGAUCGUUAAGCGGAGAAGAUUGAUCUUAGCUCUGACUAAAGUGAAGAUGGUGAUUGUACGCUUCUAUUGUCCUUUGGAGGAGCAAAAAAGGCAGCAAUUGCUGCAGAACUUUCACAAAGUGAACGCGAGUGUGGUGAAUCUACAGGUGGAAAAAUGCUACCACGUGCAAAACUCAAAGUACCAAAAGUUCCCCGCUGAAGUUGAAGAACGAUUGCGGUGGAUACUGAAAGGUCCACAGGAAGCGAAAGAUAAUCUAUCGCCGGUGACUCGUCUGACGAAGGUGGCCGCAAAUCAGAAGCUGUUUGAAGUAGGACCGCGGUUUAAUUUUUCCACGGCUGAUUCCACAAAUAGUGUCAGUAUUUGCCAUAACGUUGGACUGACAUUUAUCGAUCGAAUUGAAGUGUCGCAUCGGUAUUUGCUUACGCUGGAGAAGGGUUUAGGCUCAGACGCUGAACUAGAUCGACUGAUCGAGACGGUGUGCGAUCGAAUGACGCAAUGUCGGUACACGGAAGCUAAUACACCGCGAAAUGAUUUUUAUGAAAGCUUUAAUCAAGCAGCCGAACGUUGGUAUGUGGUUCCCCUACUGGAAAAGGGAACAGCCGCCCUUAAAGAGGUAAACGAGCAGCUCGGGUUGGCUUUCGAUGACUGGGACAUUCAGUACUACACCAAUCUGUUUCGAAACGUUCUGAAACGUAAUCCAACCAACGUGGAACUGUUCGACUGUGCUCAGUGUAAUAGCGAACAUUCACGGCACUGGUUUUUCAAGGGAAAAAUGAUCGUGGAUGGCAAGGAGGAAAAACAAUCGCUGAUCGAAAUGAUCAUCGAAACGCAACAGCAUUCAAACCAGAACAACACGGUGAAGUUUAGCGAUAACAGCAGCGCAAUCAAGGGUUACGUCCAUAAAGCCCUGCGAGCGGAUAGCUUUAGCGAAUCUGGACCGCUGAAGCUGCAAUCGAUAAGUUCGGAUUUGAUUUUCACGGCCGAAACCCAUAACAUGCCGACAGCAUUGUCCCCGUUUAGUGGUGCCACUACCGGAACGGGUGGACGAAUUCGGGACGUGCAGAGUAUCGGCCGAGGAGGACUCCCGAUUGCUGGAACCGUUGGUUACUGCGUGGGUAUGCUGAAUAUUCCAGGCUAUCAGAUGCCCUAUGAGCAACAGCUCGAAUAUCCACCUUCGUUCGCUAGCCCCCUAAAGAUUCUUAUUGAAGCCAGUAAUGGAACUUCGGACUAUGGUAAUAAAUUUGGAGAGCCGGUACUUUCAGGAUUUGCGAUGUCAUUCGGUGUUGUAACGGAGGAUCGCGAGCGGUUAGAGUACGUGAAGCCAAUUUUGUUCAGUGGAGGAAUCGGUACUGCAGAGUCAACUCAAAUGAAUAAAUUGGAUCCUAAGGCUGGCAUGCUGUUAGCCAAGCUGGGUGGUCCCGUUUACCGGAUUGGUGUAGGAGGUGGGGCUGCCAGCUCGGUUGAUGUUCAGGGUGAUAAUAAUAGUGAGCUGGAUUUUAAUGCCGUUCAACGCGGGGAUGCGGAAAUGGAAAACAAACUGAAUCGUGUCGUGCGGGCAUGCAUCGAAAUGGGUGAGAAAAAUCCUAUUCUGGCGAUUCACGAUCAAGGUGCCGGUGGCAAUGGAAAUGUUCUGAAAGAGCUGGUUGAACCGGGCUGUGCUGGAGCGGUCAUUUUCACGAAGGAGUUCAAUUUGGGUGAUCCGACUAUUACCGUGAUGGAACUGUGGGGUGCCGAGUAUCAGGAGAACAACGCCAUUCUGGUGGCUCCGGAGCACCGACAACUGCUGCUGGAUGUUUGUGAACGUGAACGGUGUCCGAUCAGUUUCGUCGGGGUUGUCACCGGUAAUGGGUACGUGUCACUGGUGGACAAGCCGGCCAGUGAUGUGGACCGAUAUUGUGAUCGUAGCAAACGGAAGGAGUGGGGCGAGCUACCCUUCGAUAUGCACUUGGAUAAUGUGCUUGGUAAGAUGCCACAGAAAGAGUUCAGAUUACAGCGGAAACCGAUGAAGUUGCGAGAAUUCGACACCAGUCAGCUUUCGUUGCUGGAGGCACUCAGCCGGGUGCUGUCAACGGUUACGGUUGGCAGUAAGCGGUUUUUGACCAAUAAGGUUGACCGCUGUGUAACCGGUCUGGUAGUGCAGCAGCAGUGCGUAGGUCCCCUGCACACACCGUUGGCUGAUUUUUGCCUUACUGCGGUUUCGCAGUUCGGUUUCGAGGGCAUCGCUAGCUCGAUCGGAACGCAACCCGUCAAGGGACUGGUGAAUAACAUGGCCGGCGCUCGGAUGUCGGUAGCGGAAGCCGUUUCGAAUCUGGUCUUUGCCGGUAUCACAGAACUAGCAGACGUAAAAUGCUCGGGCAACUGGAUGUGGGCAGCAAAAUUGGAAGGCGAGGGAUCCAAGCUGGUAGAUGCUUGUAAGGCGAUGUGCGCCGUGAUGAAGAAGCUAAAUAUUGCAAUCGAUGGUGGCAAAGAUUCGCUGUCAAUGGCUGCUCGUGUGCGCAAUGAAACCGUGAAAAGUCCGGGAACGUUGGUCAUUUCAACCUACGCACCGUGCCCCGAUGUGAGGGUGAAGGUCACCCCUGAUUUGAAGGCAGCUUCGCUGGCAGUUGAAACGACACUACUGUUUGUUAACAUUGAGAACAAAUUCCGCCUUGGCGGGUCAGUCCUAGCCCAAUGCUUUGGUCAACUCGGUGUAGAAACACCGGACUUGGAUAAAACGGAUGUCCUAGUGCAAGCUUUCAACGUGACUCAAUCUCUACUGAAGAACGGCAAACUACUCUCCGGUCAUGACGUUAGUGAUGGAGGUCUGUUAACUUGUGCCCUGGAGAUGGCAUUCGCUGGUUUGGCGGGUAUCAAGCUGGACUUGACGGAGGUCUUCAACAAAUGUGGCAAACAAUUCGGUGCAAAUGUUGCUCAAGCUGCGAUGCACAUUCUGUUCGCUGAAGAGUGCGGUUGGGUUGUCGAGGUGAACUCCGAUAAUGUCACAGCUGUUAGCGACGCGUAUCAUUCCGCUGGUGUGCCUUGCUUCGUGAUUGGCCACGCUUACAAAACGGACAUUCACGACGGCAGCUCCGUAUCGGUGAUUAUGCGAGGUCAACAGCUGUUGAAAACGAGUGUUUUAAGUUUGUUCAAACAAUGGGAGAGAACCAGUUUUGAGUUAGAAAAGCUUCAAAUGAAUGAACAAUGCGCGAUACAAGAAUAUGCAACCUUAGAGUACCGAACUGGUCCGACUUAUCGGUGCUCUUUCAAUCCGGACUUGAUUUACGCUGCCAAGGUGAUGGGAGCGAAACCCCGAGUAGCUGUCAUUCGAGAAGAGGGAACCAAUGGAGACCGUGAAAUGUCUGCUGCCUUAUUUGAAGCGAACUUCGAGGUUCAUGAUGUCACCAUGAGUGAUCUCCUGUGUAGAAAAACCUCACUGGAUAACUAUCGCGGAGUAAUAUUCCCGGGAGGUUUCAGCUAUGCGGACACCCUGGGUUCUUCUAAAGGUUGGGCUGCCUGUAUUCUAUUCAGUGAAGUACUGGCGCCUCAAUUCAAACACUUCCGAUCGAGGAAAGACAGUUUCUCUCUUGGAGUGUGCAAUGGCUGCCAGUUGAUGGGUUUGAUUGGCUGGAUUGGCGGGGAAGAAAAAACAAACUCUUUUGACAUUCCCGACAUUGCUCUGCUGCAUAACAAAUCGGAACGCUAUGAAUGUCGUUGGACUACGUUGAAGAUCGCUCCCAAUAAUUCCAUCAUGUUGAACAAACUGGCCGGCAGUGUACUCGGAGGUUGGGUUGCCCACGGUGAAGGUCAAUUUUCGUUCAAGUCACCGGCGAUUUUGAGCCAGCUGAAGAGCAAGAACUGCAUCGCCGUGCAUUAUGUUGACGACAGCGGAAAGCCUACGGAGGUGUACCCGAUGAAUCCGAACGGCAGCGUCGAGGGAAUUGCAGGAAUAUGCUCUCCGGAUGAACGGCAUUUGGCUAUGAUGCCACACCCGGAGCGGUGUACCAAGAUGUGGCAGUGGCCGUACACUUCCGCGGGAUUCCAGUACCAGAUCUCACCGUGGCAUUCGAUGUUUGCCGAAGCGUACAACUGGUGUAGCUCCUCUAAGUAAUAUUUACGGAGAUUUUUUCUAGAUGUUCCUUGAUUCUGUAAGAGUAUAAUUAAAUGAAUCUUUUAUAUCUAUUAA